This is a messenger RNA of Durusdinium trenchii, 363 nucleotides long. The record is from the annotation of a GenBank genome assembly. Lineage: Eukaryota; Dinophyceae; Suessiales; Symbiodiniaceae.
AUGACAUCGAAAUCACAAAGCUGUCGUGGUUUCAGAGCGAGAGGUACCAGGACUUCUUUCAAUUUCUGGACUCAGUGGGUGGGUUUUGGCUCUACAGAUGGGGAGACCACGCAGUUCGGACCAUUGCCAUUGCCCUUUUUUCUUGAUCCAGAUUUGCUGAUGAGGAUGCAAGUGCCAUAUGGUCAUCAAAACACAUGCCGCUGUGGAGGUGAAAGACCUGAAGAGGUUUGUGUACGUGCUUCGACAUCGGAUUGGUGGCGCUGUAUCCACCGUUCGGAAGUGAGCAGCCUACCUCCAGGAACCAUCGUUGCCUCUGGUGAAGUAGAGACUGUGAAGGAGGAGAUUCUCUUUGGCGGUGAGUAG